This is a messenger RNA of Didymodactylos carnosus, 705 nucleotides long. The record is from the annotation of a GenBank genome assembly. Lineage: Eukaryota; Metazoa; Rotifera; Eurotatoria; Philodinida; Philodinidae.
AUGACUGGUGAAAGCGAUCAAUCAAAAAUGUAUGAAUUGGCAUUAUUAUCUACUCAAGCAAAACGUUAUUCGGAUACAAUUAGUUUGUAUCAAAGUUAUUUAGCGUCUAAUCCAAAUAGUGAUAUUUCACCUUGUAAUCGUCUCUUGUUAUAUAAUGCCUUCAAUCAUCGAAUAAUUAAUGAAUGUUUUCACUCCUAUUCAAAAUUAACAUCAUUACACGGGAAUAAUUUAAGCAUAAGUCUAUUAAAAUUUGUUGAAACAAUUGAAAAUGAAAUUGAUUCUUUAUGUUUAACUAUAGUAAAAAUAAUUGACAAUUAUUUCUUAGCAUCACCAUUGAAUAAAGAUCAAGAUAUUAUUGAAACAUUAAGAAGACGAGGAGAUUAUUUAUAUUAUCAAUCCUCAAUUGCAAGACCAGGUGGAAAAUGCAUUAUGUUACAAGCGGCAUUAAGAUCGUAUACAGAAGGUGUUGAACGUUCUCGAUUAACAUUACCCAUAAAUAAUCAUGAACGAUUGAACGUUUUAUUACGAAAAUGUUCAUGUGAAACACAAUUGACGGGUACAAUUCAUUCGUCUUAUGAUGAAUUAAUUGAGACAAUGAAUGAAUUAACUGUGUAUUUGAACAACAACAAUACAACAGAUCAACAAUUAACAACAAUUAUCCAACAAAUGGAAAUAUAUAAACAAAAAUGGGAAAAUUUAAUAUAA